Molecule: messenger RNA, 1061 nt
Organism: Sorghum bicolor (sorghum)
Lineage: Eukaryota; Viridiplantae; Streptophyta; Magnoliopsida; Poales; Poaceae
Product: MADS-box transcription factor 4
Exons: 7
Coding region: 212-850 (212 amino acids)
Biological process (GO): positive regulation of transcription by RNA polymerase II
Cellular component (GO): nucleus
Molecular function (GO): DNA-binding transcription factor activity, RNA polymerase II-specific; protein dimerization activity; RNA polymerase II cis-regulatory region sequence-specific DNA binding
Source: RefSeq, a predicted model, not a curated record
CCCUCACGGCCUCACCUCCAUCCUCCACUCCGUCGAUGGCCGCCUCUCCUUUACUCCUCAGUGCUCACGCCGUCCACAGUCCACUAGUGGCAUCGGCUCCCACAUAAAAGAUCCACACCACUUGAGCAGAAGGCUGGUAGUGGAAGGGUAGGCUCUUGCUUGAGCUGAGCUCUUGCUGCCUGUGGAUCUCUUUGGGAGUGGUGAACGGAGGAUGGGGCGCGGCAAGAUCGAGAUCAAGAGGAUCGAGAACUCCACCAACAGGCAAGUGACCGUCUCCAAGCGCCGGGCCGGACUGGUCAAGAAGGCCAGGGAGAUCGGCGUGCUCUGCGACGCCGAGGUCGGCGUCGUCAUCUUCUCCAGCGGAGGCAAGCUCCACGACUACUGCUCGCCUAGGACCUCGUUGUCCAGGAUCUUGGAGAAGUACCAGACUAACUCCGGGAAGAUACUGUGGGAUGAGAAGCACAAGAUCCUGAGUGCAGAGAUCGACAGAAUCAAGAAGGAGAACGACAACAUGCAGAUUCAGCUCAGGCAUCUGAAAGGCGAGGACCUGAACUCGCUGCAGCCCAGGGAGCUGAUCGCCAUUGAAGAGGGUCUCCAGAAUGGGCAGACCAACAUGCGCGAGAAGCAGAUGGAUCACUGGAGGAUGCGCAAGAGGAAUGGGAAGAUGCUGGAGGACGAGAACAGGAUGCUGUCUUUUAGGAUGCAUCAACAGGCUGUUGAUCUGAGCGGCGGCAUGAGGGAGCUGGAAAUCGGAUACCAUCAGGUCCAGCAUGACAGGGAAUUCACUUCCCAAAUGCCGUUCACCUUCCGGGUGCAGCCCAACCACCCCAAUCUGCAGGAAGACGAGUAGCUACAGCCUGCUGGAUAGUGUUGUGCAUGCCUCUCUGAACUGAAGCUUCUCACCCACCUGCAGCUUCUAUCCUGCAUUCCAUCGUUCAGCGUUAGCUGUGUAUCUUUCUUUUCAAUGACAGCCUGGAUGAACGAUGUUGUCUGUCAGUUAUUACUACGAUGACUUUGCGUUAAUGGAGACUGAAAUGUGCAAUUAAUGGUAACUUGUAUCC